AAAUGGAGUCUCCUGCAUGUCCAAUCUGGCCCAUGGGCUGGAUUUUGCCCACCCCUGCCCUACACCGUACAGUCUUCCCCGUCCCCUUCCCCUGAUGCACAAGUCACCCCAGCCUGGGGCAGGCAGCGGCUCAGUUCCAGCUUCAGCUCAGGGUGGAAGCUGGAGCUGAGCUGCCGUCUGCCCCAAGUCAUUAUUUAAAUCUGAGAUAAGGCAUUUCUGGCUCUUCCCUGCUCCACUGGGUUCAAGGAAAUAGAUAUACCUUGGAUGCCUUAUGUUGUUUAUUUGACUGCUUUCUAUUUCAAAGUAGCCUGAGUUAUGUCUUGUCUUGCUGAGACUUGCUUCGGUAUACAUUUUUAGCCUCAUCAGAUUGAUCUUAAGUCUUUUGUGUCUGGGCUCACCCAUGCCAUCAACUUUACUUGUUAUGGAGGUCUAUGAACAAUGGGUUUUUCAGUCUGGCAGCCAAAUCCUGAAUCCUCCCUACCUCUCAACCCUCUUAGUUUUCAUCUGGUACCUCUUGCUUUUUUGUGAAAAUCAAGCCCUGCAAAAAAACUACUUUCAGACACUAGUCUGCAAAUAAUGCAAUAGUUUUGCUAUUUUGUGUAUUGUAUUGUCGUCCUGAGAGAACUAAACUGUCAAUCAUAACUUUGAGUUUCAUUAGAGCCUAAUUCCUUUAAAAAAGGGGGAAAAGGCCCUUCCCUGUGCUUAAACUGCUAUCUAAUAUAAUGCACUUAAGCAUGGUUCUUGCUAUAUUUUGGGUAUAAGACACUUGGAAGGAAAUAAGUGUCAAACACCUCAGACAACAACACAUUAUAGCGCUGUCAUUCAGAACUUAAGAACAGAGACAUCAAGCUCUUCACUUCCUUGUUGAGAGAGUCUGGAGAAUGAGACUCCUUGUUAGAAGCAGGAAGUUUAAAGCACACUCUUUGUUCAGAUGUCGGCACAAAAUGCCUUUGAAUGAAGAAGGAUUCUUCCCUAAAAGGUCAAAGACAGGAGACAAAAGAGAGCACAGAAGUUUUGAAGGGUGUAAGAGGACAAAAUCCAUGACAAGGCUGUCCGCUUCUUGGCCAAGGAUAAGACAAAGGGGUAAUGACAACUUUGCCCAUUUCUGGAAAGGAGCCUUUCAUCUGAUAAGGCCUGUUCUUGCUCAUAGUACUAGCUUUGGUAGUUGAUUUUCUUGCCUCUUCUUCACAGUGACACAGCUUACCCAGCAACUUGAAUGGACUAGGUAUGGUGGUUAAUGCAGAGGUCUGGGAGAAUGCUACGUCUUGUAAAUGAGAGACAGAAUUAAGAGUUGAAGGUGCUUCCUCCCUGGAUGGCUGGUGUGAUCUUGAGUAAUUCCCCUGAGUUUCAGUUUUUAAUUAUACAAUCAAAGUUUCUAAAUUCAUAAACCCACUUUUGAAAAUUUCUGUCUCUGCAAAACCAAUAAAUAAAAUAUUUUUUUUUAUUUAAGAAAAUGCAAAUGGUGCUUUGAAACUGUCAUUUUUCGUCAUCUGCUAUAGAUGCUAUGACAUGUUGGAGAAAGACGCUGGUAUGUGGUCUGAGGGAGUAGGGGAAGAGAGCUCUAUUUGAAUACAAGUAUUGAGUAUUGGAUUCAGAGUGCUGCAGUCUCUUUCCCCAUGUCAUGUUACAGUUGUGGGCACAUUUGUGAUAAACAAACCAUCUGAAAAAUACUAAGUACAAAAACCAGAAGUGUUUGUUUGCAGAAUGUGAGCUCAUUACUAGUUUAGACCUUUUCUGUGUAAACAAUUGUCCUAGACUCCCAGGAAAGUCUCUUUUUAUUCCAAAACAUAUAAUGACCAGCUUUUGGCCUAUGCUGGUAUGAAAAAUGUGAGAGCAAAAUGGUAUGUUAGUAGUUAUUUUGCAUAUUUCUUUAAUUUGUCCAAUGAGAAACAGUAAGGUAAGUUAUUUUUCUUGCUGCUUUAAUUCAUUAAACAUUCUGAUUUGUGAGUAUAAAGAGUACAACUUUUUUUUUUUUUAAUCAGCCAGUUGAAUUCAGCACUAAUGUUUUCUGGGUCACCAGUCUAAAUCCAGUAAUGUUCCCAUCCGUGCUUCCAUUUGAUACAGCAUUGCCAUGGGAUAUAGUUAGAAAUGUGAAAGGUCUACUGAAUUUUACUUGGCUUGUAAUUUGUAACCUACCAACCUUGAUUCCCUUGAGGUUUUGGGAGUAGAUCUGGGCCAUCUCUUCUAACAGCAGACUGCUUCUAGUUUUUGCUCCAUUUUACAAAGAGAACAAAAUUAUUACCAAAAUUAAAAAUAUUUACAAGUCAUUAAAUAAAUUAGUACCUCCCCUGAAGAUAUUUGUUUUUCUGAGUGUAGAGUUACUUGCACUGGAUAUUCUGAGUAUUCCCUGGCUUGCUUUACACUGGGUUGCAAGAAUGACUUUCAUUUUUGCAUUUUGUUUCUUGCAAGUGGUACACUUGUGUUUUUACAGUAAACUAAAAGCCUGUGAAAUCCUUGGAUUACAAAAUAUUUCCUCACAUUGGGUUUCAGACGAGAGGUAACACCUAAAAAGCCAGAAAAGGAAGGUCUUGCCUUAUAGAGGGAGCUCUGUACAGUGACACAAUAGCUGAUAUAAAGAGUCAGUGUAACUGAGCAGAAGGCAAAGGAACAAAGAAAGUCCAAGACGCAGUGGCUGCUUUAGACAAAAGGAAAGUGGAAAGUCUCUUUUAGGAUGGAGAAAUUUAAGGCUGCUCUUGUGCUGGCAGGGGUAGGGGAUGCUCUUGGUUAUCGAAAUUUCUCCCGGGAAAACAAUGCUUUAGGUGCAAAGAUCCAAGAGGAACUGAAAGAAAUUGGAGGGCUUGAGAAUCUGGUGCUGUCUUCAGACAAAUGGCCAGUAAGUGACAAUACCUUGAUGCACAUGGCUACUGCAGAGGCUCUCAUCACAGAUUACUGGUGUUUAGAAGACCUAUAUCGUGAACUGGUAAAACGCUAUGUUGAUUCUAUUGACAAACUCCCAGGGAGACGGUCAGACCCUGCCACCAUUGAAAGCUGCUCACAGUUAAAGCCGGAUAACUAUCUCCUGGCUUGGCAUACACCGUUUAAUGAAAAGGGUUCUGGAUUUGGAGCAGCUACAAAAGCCAUGUGUUUAGGUAUGAGAUACUGGAAGCCUGAGAGGCUAGAAAGUCUUAUUGAAGUGAGCAUUGAAUGUGGCCGAAUGACUCAUAACCAUCCUACAGGCUUUUUAGGGUCUCUGUGUACAGCCCUAUUCAUAUCGUAUGCAAUUCAAGGAAAACCAUUAGUAAAGUGGGGAAGAGACAUGAUGAAGGUGAUUCCAAUGGCAGAAGAAUAUUGCAAAAAGACCAUUCGACACAUGGCAGAAUAUCAGGAGCACUGGUUUUACUUUGAAGCCAAAUGGCAGUUUUAUUUGGAGGAAAGAGAAAUCAAUGAAGAAAAUCAGAAUAAACCAAGCUUUCCUGAUAAUUAUGAUGCAGAAGAGAGAGAAAAGACUUACAGGAGGUGGAGUUCAGAAGGCCGUGGUGGAAGAAGAGGGCAUGAUGCUCCCAUGAUUGCAUAUGAUGCUAUUUUAGGAUGUGGUGGUGACUGGACAGAACUUUGCAACCGUGCCAUGUUCCACGGCGGUGAGAGUGCGGCCACUGGAUCCAUUGCUGGCUGCUUGUACGGAUUACUUUAUGGCCUGAGCAAGGUUCCUAAAGGCUUGUACCAGGAUCUUGAGCAAAGGGAGAGGCUAGAAUACUUGGGAGAGACUCUUUACCGACUAUCCACAGAGGAAAAGUAAAGCAGUUUCUGCCAUUUUCUCUUUCUUUAAAGACUAUAUCAAAUACUGUAGAUAAGUAACUAAUUUUAAUAACACUGUGAUAGGCUGAGGCUUACUUUUAAAGGCUCUGUAGAAUGUGCACCAGUGCAGUGAGCUGAGUAGUUCAAGAGUAAUUGAACUUGUAAAUGUUCAGUUUGUCAUGUGUUCUGGGGAUUUUUAAGUAUCAAACUAGUAAAAUACAGUCCAGAUCAGUAAAGCUUAUGUUAAAUGGAAAAAAAAAUAAAGAAAGAAAACGUCCUUUUAUCAAAUUCAGUCUAACUUGCUAUCAAGUCACUUUCUAAAUGCUAUGACUAGUAAUUACACAUGUAAUUAAUUUUCAAAAACUAAUACUUGUCUGCCAAAACUAAUUGUCUUGCCCUUUACAGGGGAUGUUCCCUGUAUACUUUUAAAUAUUUGAUCAUUCUUGUUACCACUCUCUUCCCCCUUCUCCCACCAUCCCUCCUCAUCCUCCAGUCUAACAGUCUCUGAUACUUGUAAAUCUAAUGUCUCUCAGAUUAUCUUUUUAUGAACUGUUAACCCUUUGUCAGCAAUAUGCUGCAAUGUAUUAUUAUGUUAGAAGCUUCCAAAAAGGAAAAACUAAGACUAGGAAUACAUCCAAGGUACAACAAAAUGUCAUUGUGUUUAACCUUUCUGAAUUAUCUGUUUUAACUCUAGAUUCUUCAGGGGGAAAAAACCCUAAAAAAAUACAACUGGCUGAAAUAUUUGUAAAUAAAUUAAUCUUAUGCUCUUCAUAA
This is a messenger RNA of Alligator mississippiensis (American alligator), 4509 nucleotides long. It is a transcript of the gene ADPRHL1, whose product is annotated as ADP-ribosylhydrolase like 1. Gene Ontology annotation, biological process: protein de-ADP-ribosylation. The record is from RefSeq and is a predicted model, not a curated record. Gene Ontology annotation, molecular function: magnesium ion binding; ADP-ribosylarginine-[protein] hydrolase activity. Lineage: Eukaryota; Metazoa; Chordata; Crocodylia; Alligatoridae. Bases 2672 to 3736 code for a protein of 354 amino acids. The transcript has 7 exons.